This is a messenger RNA of Fomitiporia mediterranea MF3/22, 1039 nucleotides long. RefSeq lists its product as uncharacterized. The record is from RefSeq and is a predicted model, not a curated record. The annotation marks the transcript as partial. NCBI's taxonomy places the organism in Eukaryota, Fungi, Basidiomycota, Agaricomycetes, Hymenochaetales, Hymenochaetaceae. Gene Ontology annotation, biological process: developmental process. The transcript is spliced from 7 exons.
CAAUGGAUGCGACUUCCAAAAACCUCAGUGCAAGUAGCUCACAGGAAGACUUCACCAUAAUCAGAAUCAAACGCAAACGAAGUGAGGAUGUUCCGGACGUGCUUGUUGUCGAUAAGAAAGGCUCCAAGAGGAGAAAAUCGGGUUUGAACGUGUUCCAAUUCGCGGAGACUGUCGAUGAGGCGACAUGGAGGCGGAUUGAACAAGAGGAGUUGAGAAAUCGUAUUUCUUCCUUAUCGAAAUCAGGUCCGAAAACUGGCCAAAAGCGUAAGGAGCCUACAAGUCCUGUUGCCCUGAGCCGGCAGACGAGCAGUCAAACGAAUGGAACGGCUCGACAGUAUCGUGUCGUCACUCAGGAGACACCACCCAAACGCCCUUCACGCUUUUACCCUACACCUCCGAAAGUACUUUCUUCCAAAGCAGUAGACAAAGCUCGAUCGAAAAUCCGAAUCUAUGAUGCUGAAUUAGCGUCCGACGAGGCGGGCACUACGGUUGAUCCGGAGAUGGAGAAGUUUCAAACACUCUUACAAGACUAUCUGAAAGUUCACGAUGACAUUCCAAGCAAUGCGGAAGAGCGUCGCACUGAGGGAGCUUCCAAUACACGGACUCAAGUGACUCCAUCGACUCCCGGCGAUUAUGUAUACGACAUCUUCUACCAACGUCCAUCCACCUUAUCGGAGCGUGCGGACCUGGCAAACAUGGCGACUUUAACAGGCCUUCCUCCUGCCUUCGACGAAGACGAAGACUUCGGUUCGGAAUCGGAGGUCGAAGAUGAAGCGGAUGAAGACUCGAAUGCGGAGGAUUUCUACAAAAACGAUUACCCAGACGAAGAAUCUUCAGCAUCGCAGAGCGAGGGGAGUGAUUUAUACUCUGAAGAUGAAUUUCAUGAACCUACUCGUUUUGAAGCAGACGACUAACGCUUUUUCACCUUAACUCUCCCUUGCGCUGCUCUCAGAUUGCUCACGAUAUAUCCGCAUGCUUUUUUUUCGGCAAUUUUAGGACUUCAUCCUCUUAACAUGCAACACAUGCUCAACUGUAUAUC